AUGAUUCCCCCCAUCUUCGCUCUUCUCCUCGCAGUGUCUGUCGCGGAGGUGCUCGUUCUCACGCAGGACAACUUCGAUAGUGAGCUCGAGAAGCACAAGAACCUCUUUGUAAAGUUCUACGCUCCGUGGUGCGGACACUGCAAGAAGCUGGCUCCCACCUGGGAGGAGAUGUCCAACGAAUACACGACAAUGCCUGUGGCCGAAGUUGACUGCACAGCCCACAGUAGCAUUUGCGGGAAGUACGGUGUUAACGGCUACCCGACCAUCAAGCUCCUGCAGAGCAGCGGCGCUGUCUUUAAGUAUGAAAAGGCACGCGAGAAGGACGAGAUGAUGAAGUGGGCCGACUCCAUGCUCGAGCCAACUCUUACAAAGUGUGACAGUGUUGAAGAUUGCGCUGAGAAGUCUCGGAAGGUCCGUGCUCUCAAUUACUUCCUGCUCGAAGCCCCUGAGUAUAAGGAGAUCUACGAGUCGUACUUCACAGAUUUCAAGGGUGAACACUUCUUUGGUUUCCUCAAGGCAAAAGAAUGGAAGCUGACUGCUGUUCGCGAAGGAGAACACAUCGUCUACAAGGGGACGGAGAACAGUAACGUCAAUUAUAUCAAGAAGUUCGUUGCCUCGCAUCGGUACGCCUUUCUUCCCUUACUGGGACAGGACAAUGCAGCGGCCUUGAUCCACGAGCGUGGCAGGCCAACUGUAAUCUUUGCACUAGAUACGGAGCGGGACAACAAGCUCCUCAAGACCCUUUCCAAGUUUGCGAGAGAGAUUAUCCUCAACCCGAAGGACGAGACUUCCUUCAUCGAAAUGCGUUAUACGCUUACAUUCUCGGAUACUGGGUCGUGGAAGCAGUUCUUCGAGGGUAUCGACGUGGACUCCUCUGCUGGCCCUAAGAUUGUCAUCUAUGAUAACGCCAGCCCUAAGAAGCAGGUCUUCCAGGCAGACUUUGGAGAGGACCCGGUGGGCUCUAUCAUCGAGUUCCUCAAGAAGCACAAGACGCGGCAGCUCACAGGCGUCCCGCUCGGGAAGGACGGCCGGGUGGUUCGCCCCGAUGGGGACAAGGAGCUCUGA
This is a messenger RNA of Giardia duodenalis, 1065 nucleotides long. RefSeq names its product Protein disulfide isomerase PDI4. Gene Ontology annotation, cellular component: endoplasmic reticulum. NCBI's taxonomy places the organism in Eukaryota, Fornicata, Diplomonadida, Hexamitidae. The transcript has a single exon. The record is from RefSeq and is a predicted model, not a curated record. Gene Ontology annotation, molecular function: protein disulfide isomerase activity. The coding region runs from base 1 to 1065 and encodes 354 amino acids.